AUGGCCAUUGAUGCACUGCAAGAGCAAUCCACUCACCAAGAAAGAGCAGCCAUAGCUGUGCUGCAAGGAACUAUUGGAGAUCCUGAGGUGACUGGCGGCUGGGAUGACCUGGGCGCAGCAGUUCCCAAUGUUGCUUGUCAGUUGAAAAAUCAAAUCAUGGCUACCGCUGUCGCCGCCGCCGAUCCGCACUGCGCUGAAAGCGCCGACGCGGGCGGCGGGGUUGACGACGCUAUGAAGGGCGGCGCGGGCGAGGGCGCGAUCGUGUACGACGCGUACCGAUCGGAGGAGGCGGAUCUGGCGGCGGUGAUGCGGCUGGUGCAGUGCGAGCUGUCGGAGCCCUACUCCGUCUUCACCUACCGCUACUUCCUCCACCACUGGCCGCACCUCACCUUCCUCGCGCGCGCCCCGCACUCCGCCAGCCAGGACGGGGCUGAGGCGGCGGAGGGCGAGGCGGAAGGGCGGUGCGUGGGCGCGGUGGUGUGCAAGAUGGAGGCGGAGCGCGCCGUGCCGCGCGGGUACAUCGCGAUGCUCGUCGUCGCCAAGGAGUUCCGCGGGCGACGCAUCGCGACGAGCCUCGUGUCGCGGUGCAUCGAGGCGAUGCGCGACGCGGGAUGCGCGGAGGUGGUGCUUGAAGCGGAGGUGACCAAUGAGGGCGCACUGGCGCUGUACGGGAAUCUAGGGUUCAUACGCGCUAAGCUGCUGCACCGGUACUAUCUGAACGGCUCAGAUGCGUUCAGGCUGAAGCUGCUGCUGCCGUCGGCUGGCGAUUCGGUGGAGGAGGAGGAGGAGGAGGCGGCUGUGGCGGCUGCGAUGGGUGCUGGGGCGGGCGGGCUGGCUGCUGGCAUGCAGCGGGGAUGCUGUGGGCAUGACCAUGGGCACGGGCACGGGCAUGGGCAUGGGCAUAGUCAUUCGCAUGGGCAUGGUCAUUCCCAUGGUCACGGGCAUGGUCACUCGCAUGGGCAUGGUCAUAGCCAUGGGCAUUCACAUGGACACAAGCACAGUCAUGGGGACGCACAUGCACAUAGUCAUAAAGAUGAUGGCUGUUGCAGUGGCCACUCCCACUCCCAUGACCAUGGUCAUGGCCAUGCACACACCCACACUGAUGACCAUGCACAUGCCCAUGACCACACGAAUGCACAUGACCACGCGCACACAGAGCAGCAGCCCAAGGCACCAGCAACGCCAGAGCCCCAUGCGCAUGCGCCCACCCCCUCCUCUGCCUCUGAACCCACCAGUGCUGCCGCCAGUGCUGGCAGCAGCGGCAGCACAGAGGGGCGCAAGGCGGGGGCCAAGGGGCCGGCAGGGCGACGCAAGGGAAAGGGGGGCAAGGGAGGCAAGGGGAGAUGA
This is a messenger RNA of Closterium sp. Naga37s-1, 1347 nucleotides long. The record is from the annotation of a GenBank genome assembly. Lineage: Eukaryota; Viridiplantae; Streptophyta; Zygnematophyceae; Desmidiales; Closteriaceae.